AUGUCCGCUCCGGUCCCUUCCUCGUCGAUGCCUUCGACUCCCUCUGCCUCCCGUUCGCCGUCUCCAUCGUCAAGCUCGCCGUCCUUAACUGUGCAGAAGACACGAACAACGGCUGCUACUUCAUCAUCCGACAUAUCUUCAGCUCUAGCCUCAACCUCAUCGACACCUUCCUGGAGAAGAUCCCAUAUCCGCUCCAAAUCCUCUUCCUCGGUCUCUCCUCCUCCCUCGAUGAUCCGAGCACACAGUCUCCCCUUGCCAAAUCGGACAAAGUCCCAGGGUCCUCCGCCUGCAUCUCCAAAAUGGACGACAACUCCUGCCAGUCCGACUUAUAGGAACUCCUUUGUUCCAACUUUCCCGUCUACCCCUCUCAACCUACCUCCCUUUGCCAAGAGACCGUCCUUUUUGAGAACAGCCACGCCGCCGCCUCCAACUCCUCCAAAGGCGCCACCGGCAUACCUUGCAACCGAAGUGUUCCCAGGAGUCAACAGUCAGCUGUCUAGCUACCCUCCAUCCCUGACCAGCAAUGCUUCCAGUCCGACUUCUUCCCGCAGCUGCUCUCCAUCUUUAACAACAUACAGUCUUGAAACAAUCGAAGACUCUCCGGACGGCGAGCUUCUUGCUAUCCUUGAAGAGGAGGAAGAGCGACAACAACGUGAUGCAGCGGAAAAAGAAGAAAAGGACAAGGAAGACGAUACGAUUGGGCUUGGUCUUUCAUUGGUUACCUCUUCCAUGAACAACAUGUCCCUCCGAGAGAGCAAGCGACGACAAAGGUGGAGUGUCUGUGGAGCUGAAAGAAGAUCGGAUUUCGACCUCGAAACCAUCUACGAGGAUUAG
Molecule: messenger RNA, 834 nt
Organism: Orbilia oligospora ATCC 24927
Lineage: Eukaryota; Fungi; Ascomycota; Orbiliomycetes; Orbiliales; Orbiliaceae
Exons: 1
Coding region: 1-834 (277 amino acids)
Source: RefSeq, a predicted model, not a curated record